Molecule: messenger RNA, 1648 nt
Organism: Oncorhynchus gorbuscha (pink salmon)
Lineage: Eukaryota; Metazoa; Chordata; Actinopteri; Salmoniformes; Salmonidae
Exons: 2
Coding region: 219-470 (83 amino acids)
Source: RefSeq, a predicted model, not a curated record
CACACGGCUGUUGCGCUCUUUCCCUCUCUGUAAGGUUGUCGUAUGUUCCAAUACAGUAGUCGCCUACUCGGCUACGCCACUUGCAUACGCUAUUAACGUUGGCUGGAUCUGAGAAUGUAGAUGGGAAAAACGUUCUAAUUACAUUUUGGAGAAUACUAGGGCGACUCGACACUAUUUCAACAUAGUCAACGGUGUACUGUUCUCACACGCGUAACACAAUGGAUCUCUCAUUUAUGGCUGCGCAGUCUGUCAUGGCGGGGGCCUUCAUGGACUCGUCACCCAACGAUGACUACAGCACGGACCACUCCCUCUUCAACUCCUCAGCCAGCGUCCACGCGGCCUCCAUGGCAGCCCAUGACCAGCCGGAGAGGGAGCCCAUGUCCCGCGACGCCAUCUGGCUUUGGAUUGCCAUCACCGCCACCAUUGGGAACAUUGUGGUUGUGGGAGUGGUGUACGCCUUCACUUUCUGAGUGGUGGGAGCCAUGAUAAAGUGUUGCCAGCAGGAGGAAGUUGCUGCACAAGAUAUUUGAACAUAAGCUCAGAAACUUGAGAGCGACAUAAUCUCAGAACUCCACAGCAGCCAAUAACCACUCUGAAAGGCUACAUUGAUACAGAGGAGUGAAUGAUUAUUGCAUUGACAUCUUGUCCAUGCUUUUGAAAGACAAGGGACAAAUACAAAUACAGAAUUGAGUAUGUGUAAUAUGUUGGUAAUUUUACUGCAGCCAAAGGUUAAAAAAAAUGAUUUUACGUAAAAAUGUUAACAUUUCUGAUGAAGCUUUAAAUAUUGAACGGAUUCUAGAAAAUAGUAUACAGUGUUGUAUAGUCAACUCUGAAUAACCUCUGAGCUAAUUGGUCAAUUCUGAAAUCACCUAAAGGACGUACAUUAUUCCUACAAAACCUUUGUAACAUGCCAAUCGAAGCGUUUGGAGAUCAUUGUAUGGAAAGUAACACUGAUAUGUUUUUAUCUUCAAAGCAUUAUCUUCAAAGCAUUACUCCACAGAGGUCACUAUAUUCUAAAGACAUCUGCCCAAAGUUAGGAGUUUAUGACAAACAUUCUAGAAACAGAAUGCCUAAUGAUCUUAGAUUUAUUUACUUACCCCAUGAAAAUAUAGUUCACCUGACACUAUCGGCUUUGGAUCAAGUAAAUCUAGUUCUCCCCUUUCCUUCCUAAGUGAGCCUUGAGUCCUGAAUAGACAAUCCUUUCCGAGCAAAUUCAUAUCAAAUAAAGUAUGGGUACACUAAAACUAUUUCCCUCAAACACCCCUAUCAGACCUCAAAUCCACAUGAACGGGAUGUACGAUUUACAGAACUUGAUGUUCACUGUGACCACGCUUGUUAUGUUUGUUUCCAUUCUGUAUAGCAAUCCACUUUUCACAGAUAUUUACAUGUGGAAACCAGAUUUAUCACGCUUAGAACUCACUUGGAUCCAAGCCUCUUGAUGUGACUGCUGUAACCAUAACCAUUUAUGUGUCGGUCUGAAUGUAUAUUUGGAUAUAAGAUGAUCUUUCUUCCUCUUUACAGUUGCUCAACACAUUGUAACCCAAACUGCAUUCCAAGUCAAAUACUCAACAAAAGUAUAAACGCAACAUGUAAAGUGUUGGUCCCAUGUUUCAUUUGUUGAAAUAAAAGAUUUCAGAAAUGUUCCAUA